Prunus dulcis (almond) is the source of this 2244-nucleotide messenger RNA. RefSeq names its product putative leucine-rich repeat receptor-like protein kinase At2g19210. NCBI's taxonomy places the organism in Eukaryota, Viridiplantae, Streptophyta, Magnoliopsida, Rosales, Rosaceae. The coding region runs from base 1 to 2244 and encodes 747 amino acids. The record is from RefSeq and is a predicted model, not a curated record. The transcript is spliced from 11 exons. Gene Ontology annotation, molecular function: ATP binding; protein binding; protein kinase activity. Gene Ontology annotation, biological process: protein phosphorylation.
AUGAAGCCAUUCCUCUUUCCACUGCUCGGUGGCUUUGCUUUUAUGCUCCUCCUAGUUCAUGCCCAGGAUGAUCAAACAGGCUUUAUUAGCAUAGACUGUGGCCUUGCAGAAAAUACCAGCUAUACAGAAAAGAUGACAGGAAUUAACUACAUUUCAGACGAAACCUUCAUAAGCACUGGUGAAAAUAACGUCGUAUUGCAAGAGUACAGAAAUAAGUAUCAAGAGCCCUACAUGUCUCUUAGGAGUUUCCCUGGAGGGAUCAGGAACUGCUACAAAAUCAAUGUCACAAAUGGCACCAGAUAUUUGAUCAGAUCAAGUUUCAAAUAUGGGAACUAUGAUAGGCAGAAUAUAUUGCCAGAAUUCGACUUGCAACUUGGAACUAAUGUUUGGGAUUUGGUGAAGUUGGAGGAUGCAUCAACCAUUACAAACAAGGAGCUCAUACAUGUUCCUCUAAGAGACUAUAUACAUGUUUGUCUAGUGAACACCGGCUUGGGGAUUCCGUUUAUAUCGGCACUAGAACUGAGGCCUUUACCUAAUACAUCUUAUCAAACACAAACCGGGUCGUUGGCACUUCAAUGGCGGCUUGACACCGGUCAAAUAGCAGCUAAUUUGACAGAAUACAGGUAUCCAGGUGAUGUUCAUGAUCGCUUCUGGUAUGGCUACUAUGACGACAAUUGGAAACGAGUAAUUACCUCGUCCACGAUCGACUCGGAUGUUCACGAUAGUUUCCAGCCCCCAUCUGUUGUCAUGAGCACAGCUGCCACACCAAAGGAUGGAACUGAUGCCUUGUACAUUUCCUGGAUGGAUUUUGAUAACAGUGCAGAAUAUUUUGUUUACAUGCACUUUGCAGAAUUUGAAAAGCUCCAACCCAACCAGUCUAGGCAGUUCAACAUUACUAUGAAUGGAGAGUCCCUUCAUGAGAAAGUUGUUCCUUAUUACUUGUCCUCCUCCACUAUUUACAGCACUAGAGCUUUGAGUACUGGAGGAAAAUAUAAUAUUUCAAUCUUUAAGGCUAAGAACUCUACCCUUCCACCAAUCCUUAAUGCCAUCGAGGUGUACACCGUAAAAGAAUUCUUAGAAUCAAGAACAAACCAAGCAGAUGUUGAUGCAAUCACAAGCAUCAAGUCAACUUACAAAAUUAAGAAGAACUGGCAAGGAGAUCCAUGCUCCCCUCUGGUUAACUCAUGGGAAGGUAUAAACUGUAGCAAUGAGCACAGUAGAAUAGUAUCCUUGAACUUGUCCUCCAGCGGAUUAACAGGGGAGAUAGCUCCUUAUAUAUCCAAUCUCACCAUGAUACACAUUUUAGAUUUAUCAAACAACAACUUAACUGGAUCAAUCCCAGAAUUUUUAUCUCGACUGCGAAAGUUAAUGGUCCUAAACUUGGAGAAAAACAAACUCACAGGUUUAGUUCCCGUAGGACUCAUUCAGAAGAGGAAGGAUGGUUUGCUAUCCCUACGUUUGUGUGAAAAUCCAAAUCUAUCCGGACAAGUUUUGUGCAAAAAGAAGAAGCAGAGUAUCAGUAUUCUCUUGGCAGUGUCAAUCCCUGGAAUUUUCAUCCUCUUAUUAACUGUAUCAGCUGUUUCAUGGGUGGGCUUUAAAAGGAAAAAACGACAUGCCCAUUGUGAUGAUCCUUUUGGUGUAGAGGUGAUGCAGAAUUCCAACCAAAACAGUUUAUUGGAGUCAGAGGGCCAACGCUUUACAUACCCAGAGAUUGUGGAGAUUACCAGUAAUUUUAAAUCAAUAAUUGGAAGAGGCGGAUUCGGAGAAGUCUACUUUGGCACUCUGCAAAAUCAGACUCAAGUUGCUGUCAAGUUACUGAUUUCAUCGUCAACACAGGGCUCAAAAGAAUUUGAAAAUGAGGUUAAACUGUUGAUGAGAGCUCAUCAUAGAAACUUGGUUUCUCUGGUUGGGUACUGUGAUGAAGGGGAGACUAUGGCACUAGUUUAUAAUUUCGUUGCUAAUGGAAAUUUGCAACAGCGUUUAUCAGCUGGUAAAUCGAACGUUUUGACUUGGAAGGAGAGACUUCAAAUUGCAGUUGAUGCAGCACGAGGACUGGAUUAUCUACACAAUGGCUGCAAGCCAUCAAUAGUACAUAGAGAUCUAAAGACUUCAAAUAUCUUGCUAUGUGAAAAUCUUCACGCCAUGAUAGCCGAUUUCGGUCUUUCUAAAGUUUUUGCAACUGAAAGUGCCACUCAUGUAUCAACUGACCCUAAAGGAACAUUUGGGUACCUUGAUCCUCAGUAA